Messenger RNA from Lottia gigantea (owl limpet), 1036 nucleotides. RefSeq lists its product as hypothetical. Gene Ontology annotation, molecular function: O-methyltransferase activity; S-adenosylmethionine-dependent methyltransferase activity. NCBI's taxonomy places the organism in Eukaryota, Metazoa, Mollusca, Gastropoda, Lottiidae. The coding region runs from base 120 to 926 and encodes 268 amino acids. The record is from RefSeq and is a predicted model, not a curated record. The transcript has 6 exons.
CAGUGUUCAGUUGUCGAACAUUUAUUCGUCAACUAUCCUUUUCAGUUUGAGAGAAUAAGAAGAUUUGCUAUAAAAUCUUUGUAGAAUUAAAGAAAGUGCUUCCAUCAACUUGAUUCAAAAUGGCGAUGUAUGAUCCGGCAUUUCGCGAAUUAAAAGAUUUGCUAAAAUCCCCAGAAAUAGCAGACGUCAACCCAGACGUGAAGAAGAAACUCGAACACAUUAAGGAGCUGUUUGCCAGGCGACAUUUUUACGCAGACGAAAACACUUCAACUCAAAGUGAAAGUUUAGCCAAAUUGUUUAAGGACACGUAUGACCACCCAUGGAAGGAUGUCCACAAGCAAGGGAAAACUCAGUAUUACAUGGAACCUUUUAUGAUCAGCGGACAAGUCACAAUAAAGUUUCUACAGUUUAUAAUCAGUAUGGUCAAAGCUAAACGUGUUUUAGAAAUUGGGAUGUUCACCGGCUAUACAGCUCUAGGCAUGGCCGAGGCCUUACCCUCAGAUGGUGUCCUCCAUACGUGUGACGUAGAACCCUACCUCGUAGAAUUCACCAAACCUUACUUCGACCAAUCACCCCAUGGUAAAAAGAUAAAAGUUCACAUUGCACCUGCCCUCGAAACCAUUCCUAAAUUACACGAUGAGGGCCUACAAUUUGAUGUGGUUUUUAUUGAUGCUGAUAAACCGGGAUAUAAAGGAUAUGUUGAGAUGAUAAUGAAGAAGAAUAUGUUAGCCCCCAAUGGAAUUAUCUUGGCGGACAAUUCCUUUUUCCAAGGUGAUAGUUAUACGAAGGAAGACGAUCCUACAGUCAACCCAAUGCACGAUUUUAAUAAAUUCAUGGCAUCUCAGAACGAGUUGGAACGGGUGCUUUUACCAAUACGUGAUGGGAUUCUCGCCGUAAAGAGAAAGUCCGAGGUUCUAAACCAUUAAAUUAGAUUUGAGAUACAUGUAACUCUAAAUGAUAUGGGAAGAAAUUGUGUGAUCUUUUAUGAUAUAUUUUGUAAUCAUCCUAACUGAUGUCAUAAAGUUUGUAAAACAGU